Messenger RNA from Durio zibethinus, 1275 nucleotides. RefSeq lists its product as uncharacterized. Gene Ontology annotation, molecular function: calmodulin binding. The record is from RefSeq and is a predicted model, not a curated record. Lineage: Eukaryota; Viridiplantae; Streptophyta; Magnoliopsida; Malvales; Malvaceae.
UUACCAUUUUCUUAGUGGAUCAAGUCAGAGACACCCGACGAUUUUAUGGCAACAACAAAAAGAGAAAGCGCUUUGGGGAAAGAGAGGAGGGGCAGUUCCCCUUCAAAGUCUUCCAUCGCCCAUGGCCAUAGAAGAUCCUCUCCAGGUUCCACCCAAAAACAAGUACCAAACUAUCUCAAGCCUACAUUAAGCUCACGCAGUGAUGCUAUCAAGAAUGUAAAAAAACCUGGACCGGAAGACACCUCCCAAAGACCUGAUCUUCUCAGAAGAAGAUCUUUUGAUAGGCCUCCAUCAGCUGCUCGAGUCCAUAAGGCACUUAUCUCUCCAGGUCGAGAUAAACCAACAACAUCCCGGUCUGUUUCUUUUGCCUCUAAAUCCACUACUUCACCUAAGGCAACUUUGGAAAGGGUUCUCAAAAAGCCAAAUGCAGGAAAACCACAGACGUUGUCUUCGUCUAGGAGCAUGAACAAGACCACUGGUUCCACCACUAAGAAGGGAAGCACUUCUUCAGCUUCAAAGAAAACUCCUAGUAGUCAUGAUAAAAAAGAAGUGCAGAAUCUUGAAACCAAACAUGAAAAUGAAGAAACUUUGGAUCAUCAAGUUGAGGAGGUUGUGAAAGAUUAUCCGGGUGAGAUAGAUUAUUUCGAAAUACCAAAAGCUGAAGAAAAUGAACAUCCGGAUGUUGUAAGUACAACUGAAGUCAACAGUGUUGAAGAAGGAAAAGUUACCCAUGAUGAUAUUUCUACAGUUUCUCAAGAACACAAUGUGCCUCAGACAGAAGAAAUGGAAGAUAAGGUUCAUGAAGAAAAAUCUGAUCAUACUCAACAUGAUGAAUAUAAGGAGAAUGACAGCAAAGAGGAGAUCAGUGUUGAUCAUUAUCACCAGGAAGAGAUUCCUCAUGAGGAGGCUAAACCAGAAACUGAAGAUGAAGCAGAAGAUAAUGAAACUGACGAGGUAACUGCUACUAAGGAAAUUGGAGAAGAAAAGCAACUUGAGAGCAGGGAGGAGAACGGUGAAGAGAGCCAGCAGGGGCUUGAAUUAUGUAAAGAAGAAACAAUUGAAGAGGAGGUUGAAGAAUCAAAGCCAGAGGCAGAGAAUGUGGUAGCCAAAAGCGAAGUACAAGCAGAGAAUCGGAAGAAGGAAUCUCCAACACCGUACAAUGAUGUGAUUGAGGAGACAGCCAGUAAGCUACUUGAGGAGAGGAAGAACAAGGUGAGAGCACUGGUUGGGGCAUUUGAGACUGUCAUAGAUAAAGAAACUUCUAACGCCAAAUGA